Molecule: messenger RNA, 984 nt
Organism: Seminavis robusta
Lineage: Eukaryota; Bacillariophyta; Bacillariophyceae; Naviculales; Naviculaceae
Source: the annotation of a GenBank genome assembly
AUGAAUACCCCAACAAAACGAAUCGUCAUUGUCAGCGAUGUGGCAGUCGAACAAAGUGGGGUAGUCACUUCCUUGACCAACACACAGCGAGUACUGACCAAGUGGGGGCACGAUGUGCUGUACUUGACACCAUCAACCCUGAAACUAUUCACGAUACCCUUGAUUGGGAUUGACAGGUUUUUCAAAGUGGGAAUCCCUUUUUUGCAGGCCAGCAUGAUUGGGAACAUCAUUGAAGAAUUCAACCCGGAUUGCAUUCACAUUUCUACGGAAGCUUUUCUGGGAUACACGGUGUGGCAACUUUGCAAGAAGAAGGGCUGGAAAUUCUCUACUGCCUUCCACACCAUGAGUGCGGAGUUCUUGGAAAAAUCCAUGGGGCUACCAGCGUGGAUUUCCUGGCGGACAUUGACCCAGUUCCACGAUCCAUCAUCCUCCGUCAUGGUUCCUACCAUGUCCGUGGAAAACAUUCUGCGAGCAAAGGGGGUUGAAGACAUUCAACGUUGGUCUCGUGGUGUUGACACGGAUCGCUUCUAUCCACGAGAAAGGGAUCCUAUCAAGUACCCCAAGCAAAAUGGGCCCAUUCUAAUGUUUGUUGGCCGUGUGUCUGUGGAAAAGGGGAUUGAAGAGUUCCUCAAGCUCCCCAUACAAAAAGGUACAAAGUAUGUUGUUGGAGAAGGACCGCAGUGCUCACAGCUAGAGAAGAUGUUCCCAGAUGCUGUUUUUCUGGGAUACCUCAAAGGAGACGACUUGGCUUCAGCUUACUCCAAUGCUGACGUUGUGGUCUUCACCAGCAAGACCGAUACGUUUGGGAACACCAUUACAGAAUCACUGGCAUGUGGAACUCCUGUGGCUGCCUUUCCAACACCUGGUCCCAUUGACAUUAUUGGGUGCAACAGGAAAGUGGGAUCCAUAAACGAGAAUUUGGUGGUGGCCAUCUUCGAGGCCCUUUCCUAUGGCAACUCCGAGGCGUGUGUCAAACACGUUUGA